Messenger RNA from Paramecium sonneborni, 243 nucleotides. Lineage: Eukaryota; Ciliophora; Oligohymenophorea; Peniculida; Parameciidae. The record is from the annotation of a GenBank genome assembly.
AUGUCUUCUACUAUCUAUUUUUUUUUUAUUCUUAAAAUUUUUAAUAAUAAGGAUUGCCCCUUUCUUAAGAUAAAGAUAGGAUUAUUCUUUCUCUUUGAAAAUAAACUCUUGAUCUGUUAAUAAAAAUUAGAAGGACAUUCUGAUUGGAAACCAUAUUAUUAUUAAUAAGAAGAAUAUUUUCCUAUUUCUAAUUAUGGAGAUAAAAUUAUUUAAUUUUGGAAUAAGGAUGAAUAAUGGAAAUGA